Tarenaya hassleriana is the source of this 2665-nucleotide messenger RNA. RefSeq names its product AP-5 complex subunit mu. Gene Ontology annotation, cellular component: late endosome; cytosol; clathrin adaptor complex. The record is from RefSeq and is a predicted model, not a curated record. The coding region runs from base 529 to 2385 and encodes 618 amino acids. The transcript is spliced from 9 exons. Gene Ontology annotation, biological process: intracellular protein transport; endosomal transport. Lineage: Eukaryota; Viridiplantae; Streptophyta; Magnoliopsida; Brassicales; Cleomaceae.
GAUUCCUCUUACCUCACGUUCAAAUGUGCUGGAUGCACCGUUGAAUCUCUCCGUGAAGGCUGCCGGCGGCGACGAAUUCUUUCCUGUGGUUGUUGUUACGCUCGAAUUUCCGGUGAAUCUCUAUUAUUCGACUUCGAUUGUUCUUCCUCCUCCCGCUCUUCUUUUUAAUCGCCACCCAAUUCCUUACAUGGUGAUUUCGCAUUCGGGUAUCUCUCCUUUCGUUCCUAUUAAUUCCAGAGCUCUCUGCUGUUCUCCUGAAAUUUUCCCGGCAAGUCUCUGUAUAACUAGUAAUUGAGUGUCUGACUGGUUAUCCUAUCGUGGUAAUUGAAUUCUGCCAUGGUAGAGCUUAAGGUUUUGGGAUUGUGAAGAGAGGUUUUUUUAGAAUCAUCGUAUCAAUCGAGUUAUGCUUCAGAAGGGCUUAAGGUUUCGCAUUUUGGAGGAUUCAUUGAUGCACUCGAUAUGAUUCAAUUGCAGGUGGCCAAAUUUACCCGAACCAGUCUCCAUAAUUUUCAGUUUCAUUCUUGAGCAAUGCCCUCCAGCUGCAGUAUUAGAGCUCUCUGGAUACUCAACAAUCAGGACGCUGUUGUUUUUUCGAGGAGGUUUCCGGUUGUUGAGAAACAGUGGCGCACUGCUUUCAAAAGGGAAAAUGGGAACACUGGCCAGGAUCCUCCUCGGCUUCCCACUGAUCUGGAACUGGCAGAAGCUUUUGCCCGAAGAAAGACACGGGAAGUGUCAAUUCGUGGAUAUGGCAUACGUGUAGCUCAAUCGACACAAGGAUCAGAUUCAUGGGUCGAUGAUCCGAUUACUCGACAUAUUAUCAGCAUCUGCAUAGGCGAAGAUGAGGAAGAGGAAAAUCACAAGGACGAGGAAGGAGAUAAGAACAUAUUAUGGCCCUUAAUCUUGCACACAAAAGGCCUGUAUUGCAUCCUUGUGUUGCCAUUGGUUGAACCGAGGGAGCUAAAGGAUUACAUCAAGUUAUGUAGAAGAUCUGAUUGUGGACCGGCUGUUGGCGAAGAUUUGAGUUUGUCAUCUCUCUUGCUUGACAUUCCAUCCAUCACAGGAGCUUUCAUGGUAGCUCAUGCAUUUAGCGACGUAAUUUCCGGUGACACAGUUGAACCUGAGGUUGUUGUAAGUGCAUCACCAUCAGUAGGUGGGUUGUUUGAUUCACUAACAGGCAGUAUUGGCAUCUCGUCAAGGGCAAAACCUGUAGCUGCACCAGUUGCAUCUUCUUCCCCAUCUGGUGCUGCAGUGACUGGAGCUGCGGCAUCAGAUGCUCCUAAAAUAGGGUCAAGGUCAUUGGAUAAAGAUUUGCUCAGAAAUUUCAUCACUAGUGCAAUACCAUUUGGGACCCCCUUAGACCUCAACUUCUCUAACAUUUUCGCGAUCAAAGCAAAUGGCUUUUCUUCUGUUGACCCUCCUCCCCAAGAGCUGAAGCAGCCGGCAUGGAAGCCAUAUCUAUAUAAAGGAAAACAAAGGCUAUCGUUCACAAUCCACGAGACAGUCAACGCUGCAAUGUACGACCGGGACGAGAUUCCGGAUAGUAUAUCGAUCGCCGGACAGAUAAACUGUAGGGCUGAGCUUGAAGGGCUGCCGGAUGUGUCGUUUCCCCUGACAGGACUGAGCACGGCCCACGUUGAGGCUGUAUCAUUCCAUCCAUGCACUCAGGUUCCAGCACAUGGGAUCGACAAGCAGAACGUUGUUUUCCAACCUCCGUUAGGUAAUUUCGUGCUGAUGCGUUACCAAGCGGCUUGCGGACUUGGACCUCCGGUGAAAGGGUUUUACCAGCUAUCGAUGGUCUCAGAAGAUGAAGGUGCAUUCCUCUUCAAGUUGCGUCUCAUGGAAGGGUAUAAAGCUCCUCUGGCCAUGGAGUUUUGCACUGUGACUAUGCCUUUUCCGAGGAGAAGGAUCAUUGCCUUUGAUGGAACUCCAUCAGCUGGGACGGUUUCAACCACUGAACACGCUGUUGAGUGGAAAAUUCUGGGCAGCGGGCGGAGUCUUUCAGGGAAAAGCCUCGAGGCAACUUUCCCUGGGACGAUUAAGUUUAGUCCGUUGCAGAGCAGAAGGGGGGCCGAUGAAGAGAGUGACGGUGAAACUGCCGAGGGUACAGACAGUGUGGUGAACGUAGAGGAGUUCUUGGUGCAGAAAAUGAGUAAGGACCUCCCAGCAGCUGAAUUGGAGGAGCCGUUCUGCUGGCAGGCAUAUAACUAUGCUAAGGUCUCGUUCAAGAUUGUUGGGGCAUCUCUAUCUAGAAUGUCGAUCGAUACAAAAUCGGUCAAUAUCUACCCAGCCACUAAAGCUCCGGUCGAGUUUUCCACUCAGGUUGCUUCGGGAGAUUAUAUAUUGUGGAACACAUUGGGUAAGUGCCCGUCAGCCGCUACCUCGUAAUCCACAAACCUCGUCCAUGUCCAUGCCCUUGUUUCAUCCAGCAAGUUUUGUUUGAGUGUCAACAAAUGAAGUUUACCAUUGCAAAGUCCUAAUGGCUAGAACAUGUCGGCUGAUCAAGUGAACAAAAUGAUGUAUUUGCAUCAACAAAUGUAAUAAAGAAAUAUGUGGGGAGUCACCUAAAGGAUAGAUGGAUGGGUUGUGGCCUUCUUUGUUCUUAUAGUGUAAAACCACAACUCAGCUUUGAUGGGUCUCCUUCUGUCUCCUGUGGUUCUGUUUUUCA